This is a messenger RNA of Aspergillus wentii DTO 134E9, 717 nucleotides long. Its product is annotated as RNase P/RNase MRP complex subunit. Bases 1 to 717 code for a protein of 238 amino acids. Gene Ontology annotation, cellular component: ribonuclease MRP complex; ribonuclease P complex. The transcript has 2 exons. Gene Ontology annotation, molecular function: ribonuclease P RNA binding. NCBI's taxonomy places the organism in Eukaryota, Fungi, Ascomycota, Eurotiomycetes, Eurotiales, Aspergillaceae. Gene Ontology annotation, biological process: rRNA processing; tRNA 5'-leader removal. The record is from RefSeq and is a predicted model, not a curated record.
AUGGCGACACCAAAACUUCACAUCGCACACGAGCUCCUCGCCCGCGCCCACUCCCCCGACACAGCAAACCAACUCUUCACCGAACGCAUCAAACAAAAACCUCUCUUCCUCCGUCCAACAUCCCCAACACCCGCCGACAACCGCUCCAGACGUCGCCUCCACCGCCUCCGCAAGAAAGAAUACUUCCUCCGCAAGCAGAAGCCAAAGCCCCUCUCCGCGCGGGAGAAGCGCGCGUCGGGCAUCUACGACCUCCCCAAGGAGGAAUGCAAGUAUGCGAUUUUCAAAGGCCUCCAUGAGAUGUGGGUGGGGUAUAUGCAAGAGAUUCUGGAUUUGAAGGAUCGACCGAUUACAUCGCCCAUCUCGGCGCAAUCGCAUGGGAGUAAACUUGUCAGUGCGGAUUUCCACGGGGCGGAGGUUGAGGUUGUUCGGAGUCGAUGCGCGGGUCGUGUUGGGAUUAAGGGGAUUGUGGUGAGGGAUACGAAGUUUACGUUUGUGAUUAUUACGGAGAAGGAUGAGUUGAAGAAUGUUCCGAAAGAGCAGACCAUCUUUCGCUUCUAUCUCCCUGUACCGGUCUCGCAAAACGCAGACGCAGAAGAGCCUGAAGACAAAACCGCACCAAAGGACCUUGUAUUCGAACUACAUGGCAGCCAAUUCCAGAACCGCGCAGUUGACAGAUCCAACAAGAAAUUCAAGUGGAGGAACGUCGAAUACCUAUAA